AUGGGCUUGGAAUGGCCUGCCGCCGCUCAAAGACUAACCCUCGAGGUCAUCAUACACCUGAUUGAGUUCGGCAAAAUAGAUGCUGUUGCGAGAUUGUCAGCCACAGGCCGUGCCGGAAAGGCAGCCGUCAGAUGCGUGCUCUCGCCCGUCAUCUGGUCCGCACAGCUACCAGUCCUGCAGCGUGCCGUUGAGGCAGCUGUUGCUCCUCCCCUCCCUUCGGCAGCGCGGGUGGCUAUUCUGGAUGCCUUCGGUGAGGUAGCCUACCGUCGCAACUUAUGCCCUUGGCGAGUGCGUGCCAUCUGCUUCACACGCGCAGGUCGAGCCGUGGGUGAGGCACCUCGGCGAGCCAUGGUACGCUUUGACUUCCGAUGCCCUCGCAGGCAUGGAUUGCUGCAGCCAGUUCGAGGGGUUCCUGCAGCUUACAGAUUGCGGAGCAGCACCGACGAUCUCAUGUUGCUGUGCAGCCACUGUGGCCGAGAUCAGAUUGAGGAGGAUGAGAUGAUUUUACAUUGUCCGCGGUUCGGCUGCUGCUAUGACCUUUGCCUGAGCUGCGCAGAAGCACUGGUGACUCACCGCCGCAGCGACAAAGAUGCGCAGCGGUGCGAGAGG
Molecule: messenger RNA, 609 nt
Organism: Symbiodinium sp. CCMP2456
Lineage: Eukaryota; Dinophyceae; Suessiales; Symbiodiniaceae
Source: the annotation of a GenBank genome assembly